Molecule: messenger RNA, 357 nt
Organism: Cutaneotrichosporon oleaginosum
Lineage: Eukaryota; Fungi; Basidiomycota; Tremellomycetes; Trichosporonales; Trichosporonaceae
Source: RefSeq, a predicted model, not a curated record
AUGAAGUCGGCCGUCCUCGCUGCUACCAUCUUUGCCCUCGGCGUCGCCGCCCAGGGUGCUGAGCCCCAGAUCAACACCCCCACCUCCCUCGUCCAGUGCCAGCCCAUCAAGAUCACUUGGACCGGCGGCAAGCCCCCCUACUGGGUCUCGGCCCUCCCCGGUGGCGAGCCCGGAGGUGUCCCCCUCAAGGACUGGGGACAGCAGACCGGCACCGAGCUCACCUGGACCGUUGACCUCCCCGCCGGCACCUCGAUCUCGAUGCAGGUCAAGGACUCGAACGGUGCCAUCAACUACGCCCAGGCCGUCUCUGUUCGUGCCGGCUCCGACACCAAGUGCCUCGACGGCGCCUCUAGGUGA